Messenger RNA from Durusdinium trenchii, 1530 nucleotides. The record is from the annotation of a GenBank genome assembly. Lineage: Eukaryota; Dinophyceae; Suessiales; Symbiodiniaceae.
AUGGGGGGCUCCAGCUCCAAGGUGAAAACGGGCUCCGCCCACCGGGAGCGUAUUGUGCUUUUUGGGGACUCCCUCACGCAGCAGUCCUUCGCCCCCAAUGGCUGGGGCGCCGCGCUGGCGGACGCCUAUCAGCGCCGGGGGGACGUGCUGAACCGCGGCUAUAGCGGCUACAACACCCGAUGGUGCUUGGAGAUGUUGAAACAUGGUGGAGGCAUCAUGCAAGAUGCGGGGCCCGAUGACACCACACGGUUGGUGACGAUCUUCCUGGGCGCCAACGAUGCCUCCUUGUUGGAGGAGAAUCCCAAGCAGCACGUUCCCAUCGAGGAAUACAAAUCGAACCUCCGGCAGAUCGUCGCCAUCGCGCGCGAACGCGCGCCCUCUGCGAAGAUCCUGAUGAUUUGUCCCCCACCGGUGUGCCAUAGCCAACGCCUGGAGUGGCAGAAGGCACGCUUCAAGGAUGAGGCCACUGGACGAUUGGAGCGGACCAAUGAGAACUCGGGUCUCUACGCCACGGCAGCUGAAGCGGUGGCCUCAGAGCUGUCGUUGCCCUCGCUGAACCUGUGGAAGAUCAUGCAGGAGGAGAGCAGUUGGCCAGAAUACCUGUCGGAUGGGCUGCACUUCUCAGAGAGAGGCAACAUCUUCGUGGGGAAGAAGUUGUUGGAGAAGAUCUUAGAGGUUUUGCCCGAGUUGGCAGUGGUACCAUGCAAGUACACUGGGCAGUAUGGCAAUUCGGGUUCGAGCUGCUCUGGCAUCGUCACAGACAGCCCCUGGUGGGAGGACAUCGAUCCGGAAUGUCCGGAGAAGUCCUUCAAGGCACCGGCACUGAGCUGUGAGCUGGAUGGGCUGAGCUUUGUGCUGGAGGUCACAUCCGACACCUUCAGCUUCGUGCUGGAGCUGCGGCAGGAGGAAGCAUGCUUGUGCGCGACGCUUCAAGGCAUGCCAUCGACGCCAUUAUGUUUGGUGCCCCCCAAGCGGCCCAUGCCAGUGCUGGGCGGGGAGGUCUCAGGCAGCUGCCUGGCCACCGUGGCGUUCCUGUGCGCCAACCGCGACCUGAGCCGCUCUUGGCACGGAGCCACCGUUCUGGAGCUGGGCGCCGGGCGAGGGCUGCUGGGCUUGGCAGCGGCAGCCCUGGGGGCGCACGGGGAGGUCACGGAUUUGGAGGAGGAGAUUGAAGAGGCUCUACGUCAAAGCAUUGCCAUGACCAGGGAGCGGUCCGAGCGCAGUGGUGCUCAGCUGGAGGCUCGACGCCUGGAUUGGGACGAUGGGCUGACGGAGGCCCUCGAUCGUCUCGAGUCGACCGAGCCUCGGCUGCUGCUGGGCGCGGAGCUGCUUUGGGCGGACGACGCUGUGGACGUGCUCCUGGAGGCUGUCGAGGAGUCCUUCAUCCGACGGCUUCAGCAGGCCGAAGGCACCAGCCUCACGCUGCACCGCUGUGCGGUGGAGACGCGCGGCUCCGACGGAGAAGCGGAAUCGCACGAGGACACCACGGUGCUCGUGUGGGAAAAAAAUAACGCGGAGUGUGCGUGGUGA